Molecule: messenger RNA, 348 nt
Organism: Cryphonectria parasitica EP155
Lineage: Eukaryota; Fungi; Ascomycota; Sordariomycetes; Diaporthales; Cryphonectriaceae
Exons: 2
Coding region: 1-348 (115 amino acids)
Source: RefSeq, a predicted model, not a curated record
AUGGUGAAACAAGGGUGGGGAUGCAUGCAUGCUGCGUGCAAGCUCUGCAAGCUUGACAUCUGGAGCUCCCCUGCCGCGGGGGCCCGGCGGCCGUGGUUCGAGAGGAGACGUGGCUCUGAAGAUUGGUCGUCAUCGGUGAACGUUCCCUCCUUCGAAUGGAAGGAUAUCGGGCAUGCGUUCGUGGGCCUCUUCACUCGUCAUGAUCACUGGUGGGAUAGGGAGGACGUCGCUUUUACCAUGAUCAAGGUGACGAUGACAGCUGAUGAUAGGCCUGGUCGAGCCAAGGCCCAGGUGAAAGAGGCAGAGGAGCAGCAAGAGAACAAGAAGAAAAUCGGAAGAGACGGCUAG